AUGGCAACGCAUCACGAAUCGCCAGCCGCCGCGCUCAACGGUCAUCUGCAAUCGCCGCCCAUGACGCCUACUCCUAAUACACAUAGCCGCUUCCCUCCCCCAACAUACAAGACCUCUCCAGUACACAGGCGCAUGGGCAACUUCGUCCAGACACCUCCGCUGGAGUACAUCGAACCGACCGGAGAAGAUCAUCACUUCAGCUUCACUCGCCCGCAAUCAUGCGAGCCAUCUUCUCGUCUAUCGUCAGAUUCCGACCGUGCUUACGGGGCAACAACUCGCGAGGGAUCUGACACUGAGAGCGAAUCUGAAGAGGAGAAUGAGUCGGAUGAAGAAUGUGAACAAGAAGAGGAAAGGCCAAUGCGUCGGGUAGAGAGAGCUCAGUUCGUACUCGAAGAACUGGACAGCGAUCCAGGCUACGACUGUGACGUAGAGGUUGUGCGACCGGAUCAUUGCGAAGACGCAAAGAGCGAUAGGAGCGGCACAAAAGCAGAAAUAUUUGCCAGAAUGAACGAGUUGCAACUCGAAGAAGAUACUUCAGAUGACGAGGAAAGGGAGCGCAUAUAUCUGAAGAAGAAGAAACGAUGGAGUGCAGGCAUCUUCAAGCGCAGCCACAGCCAAAGCGUCGAAGGAGAUAGCAGCUACUCCGAUAACGACCCUCUCGAUGAUAUGGACCAAAACUCCCGCCGACUGCGACGCCGCGUCCGAGGGCCUAGAAGAGGCUCACUCAUCUUCGAGGAUCGGGGUGUCUCAAACACCAAUAACAUCCUAGAGGUCGAAGAACCUGACGAAGGAACGGUGCCACACUGGAAGGGACCGCCGUCCAUUCCCAGUGAUGACGCCUUUACGCUUGAUGAGCUCCCGUUUUGGAAGGAGCAGAACAUGAUGGAUAUCGAGUUCGAAUCCGAAUAA
Messenger RNA from Alternaria atra, 909 nucleotides. RefSeq lists its product as uncharacterized. Lineage: Eukaryota; Fungi; Ascomycota; Dothideomycetes; Pleosporales; Pleosporaceae. The transcript has a single exon. The coding region runs from base 1 to 909 and encodes 302 amino acids. The record is from RefSeq and is a predicted model, not a curated record.